UGUAGUCCCGGCGUUUGCGUGUGAGCCGGCUGGGUACCCGGAGCUUGUGCGCCGCCGGCCCGCCUAGCUGCAGGUAGAUUAUCACCUUCAUCCCCUCCAGAGUUGCGCUUGGGCCUGGCCAGCAUGGUGCCCUCCAGCCCAGCAGCAGAGAAGCAGGCCCCUGUGGAGCCUGGGCCAGACCUGGAGCGCCAGUCGUGGCAGUGCCUCGUGUUCUACCUCUGCUUCUAUGGCUUCAUGGCACAGAUGCGGCCUGGUGAGAGCUUCAUCACACCCUACCUGCUGGGGCCUGACAAGAAUUUCACCAAGGAGCAGGUCACCAAUGAGAUCACGCCGGUGCUGUCCUACUCUUACAUGGUGGUGCUGGUGCCCAUUUUCCUGCUCACCGACUACCUGCGCUACAAGCCAGUGCUCCUGCUGCAGGGCCUCAGCUACAUGGCUGUGUGGCUGCUGCUGCUGCUGGGCCAUUCAGUGCCACACAUGCAACUCAUGGAGGUCUUCUACAGCAUUACCAUGGCCGCCCGCAUCGCCUACUCCUCCUACAUCUUCUCCCUGGUGCGGCCUGCACGCUACCAGCGCAUGGCCGGCUACUCGCGCACGGCAGUGCUGCUGGGUGUCUUCACCAGUUCUGUGCUGGGCCAGCUACUGGUCACUGCAGGCAGGAUUCCCUUCUCCACUCUGAAUUACAUCUCACUGGCCUUCCUCACCUUCAGCCUGGUGCUGGCGCUCUUCCUCAAGCGCCCCAAGCGCAGCCUUUUCUUCAACCGUGGUGCACAGGCACGCAGGGACUUGGCUUCAGAGCUGGACCACAUGAACCCUGUGAGCCUGGGCCAGCCCCAGGGCAAGAAGUUGGGGCGUGCGCUGCUGGUAGCCUGCCAAGACUGGGUCCUGGUGCGCAUGCUGCGGGAGCUGGGAGACAACCUGCGGCAGCCACAACUGCGCCUCUGGUCCCUCUGGUGGGUCUUCAACUCAGCUGGCUACUACCUGGUGGUCUACUACGUGCACAUCCUAUGGAGUGUGGUACAACCUGCCGCUGACAGUGCCCGAGUCUACAAUGGCGCGGCUGAUGCUGCCUCCACGCUGCUGGGCGCCAUCACAUCCUUCGCUGCGGGCUUUGUGAAGAUCCGCUGGACACUGUGGUCCAAGCUGGUCAUUGCAGGUGUCACGGCCACACAGGCUGGACUGGUCUUCCUCCUGUACAGCACACGCAACAUCUGGUUGUGCUAUGCGGCCUUUGUGCUCUUCCGAGGAUCCUACCAGUUCCUUGUGCCCAUCGCCACCUUCCAGAUUGCAUCUUCUCUAUCUAAGGAGCUCUGUGCCCUGGUCUUUGGAGUCAACACAUUUUUUGCCACCAUUGUGAAGACCACCAUCACCCUCAUAGUCUCAGAUGUGCGCGGUCUGGGCCUCCCAGUCCACUCACAGUUCCUCCUCUACUUUGUGUACUUCCUGGUCCUGUCAGCCAUCUACCUCUCCGGUGCUGUGCUGGAUGGCCUGCGGCACUUCCAGCGGGGCCACCACCAGCCACUGCCCCUGGCCCAGGAGCUGAAGAGUCCCUCAGCCGAGAAGACUGCGCAGGUGCUGACCAUACAGGAUGAGGGCCUCGGGGAUCUGCAGCCCUUGACCCCACCCCUGCUCCCAGAGGACAGAGCAUGGGCCUUGGAGCCAGCCUCCCUGGGGCAGAGGCAACCGGGUCCAGCCUGGCCUGUUCUCCCAGUCCCAGCCCAGCCGGCGGCCAGAUUCCUGACUCCAGAGGUAGCACCUCCUGCCUGUACUCCAUGUCCUGACCAGGCCCUGACCCCUGAUGUUGCCGACGUGAUGUGUCUACAGCCAGCUGCCUAUCCUCUCAGUGUCAGCCAACCAGGUUUGCAGCUUCGUCUGAAUUCCAGUGUUCAGAGUGUGAACCAGUGACUUAUAAGGCUCUUUGUGUGCCUUUGUGGGUGACCUUCAAUUUGUCCCUGUGACCCAUGUCUCAUGGCCCGCCUGCCUUAGCCAAGAGGAGGCCUCGGUUCAUCCUGCCAAGCAGCCUUCAUGCACUCCCCCUACCUAAGCCCUGCUCCAUAUGCUGAUGAUAGCUAGAGCCUCCUGGGACACUUGGGGCAGCUGCCUGGCCUCUGCAGGCUCGGUUGCCUGUCACUGGCCCAGAAGAGGCUGAUGGGGCUUCCUGUGUCCACCAGGCCUUCCUGUCUUCACCUGCUAGAGGCUCAAGGCAAAUCCUGUCUGUCCCUGGGGACAGGCAAGGUGACCCCAGAUGCCAGCCCAGGGGAUACUGGCCUACUAGGGGUACUGGGCCCUCCAGGGCAGGGUGGGGCCAUGAUUCCCCUGGCCCAUAGCUAAACUGUGACAUUUCUAGUUGUCUUAGGUGCUUGCUUUUUUGAACAACAUGCUAAUAUUUUUUAACUGACAUAAAAAAUGAGGAACUAAA
Messenger RNA from Carlito syrichta (Philippine tarsier), 2419 nucleotides. It is a transcript of the gene SLC19A1, whose product is annotated as solute carrier family 19 member 1. Gene Ontology annotation, molecular function: folate:monoatomic anion antiporter activity; folic acid binding; methotrexate transmembrane transporter activity. Gene Ontology annotation, cellular component: plasma membrane; apical plasma membrane; basolateral plasma membrane. Gene Ontology annotation, biological process: folate transmembrane transport; methotrexate transport. The transcript has 6 exons. Lineage: Eukaryota; Metazoa; Chordata; Mammalia; Primates; Tarsiidae. The coding region runs from base 124 to 1905 and encodes 593 amino acids. The record is from RefSeq and is a predicted model, not a curated record.